This is a messenger RNA of Rhagoletis pomonella (apple maggot), 1145 nucleotides long. Its product is annotated as tripartite motif-containing protein 45-like. The transcript is spliced from 4 exons. Gene Ontology annotation, molecular function: ubiquitin-protein transferase activity; zinc ion binding. Gene Ontology annotation, cellular component: nucleoplasm; chromatin. The record is from RefSeq and is a predicted model, not a curated record. NCBI's taxonomy places the organism in Eukaryota, Metazoa, Arthropoda, Insecta, Diptera, Tephritidae. Gene Ontology annotation, biological process: positive regulation of DNA-templated transcription. The annotation marks the transcript as partial.
UGCUUAAAAGUACAAUUCAUAUAAUUUAACUUUUAAUUUAUUUAAUUUUAUAAAAACAUAUACAUGAAUAUGCUUCUGCAUUCACCAGCAACCUAGCAACACAGCCAGGCACUUGCAACAUAACAUAACAUUAUCAUAACAGAAUAUUAACGUUUUUUGCUGUUAACUCGUGUUCAAAUGUUAAUCGCAAUGUGGUGAAAUUCCAUGGAUUUAUUUAUCAGCCAAACAAUUUUACGUUUCAAAAAUUUGCACCUUCUCUAUCUAUCUAAGUUCUCUGACAUCAGCUGCAAAACAUGCAAAUACGCGACCGUAAUACCGGUGGGUGGCAUACGCCAAUUGCCGCAGAAUUAUUCGCUGGUGCGCAAAAUCUAAGCGAUAAAACAGGAAAUGGGUGAUGAAGUCAUAACGAAGGUUUGGUGCAGUCUAUGUUUAGAGGAAAUAAAUGCAACCUACCACUGCAUCAGUUGUACGCUAAAUCUGUGCAUGUCUGCAAGGAGGUACACGAGCGCCAGCGCAACACAGCAAAUCAUCGCAUACGGAAUAUUAUGGAGCUGAGACGCUCGCGUAAAAAGCAGCAAACACUCAGUGAGGAUAAUACGAAUUUCACACUAAAGUGUGGCAUGCAUCCGGGCUUCGAAAUGAAGUCGUUCUGCAAUAGUUGUUUGCAGAUCGCCUGCGCCGACUGCCUUGUGUUGCUGCACAAGGGUCACCGGCAUGAGUCCAUCCCAAAAGCUUUCACCAAUUACUCGAAACUGCUGCACGACGCCGUCGAUCAUACGCGUCCGCUCUGCAGCUAUGCAGAGCAUUCAAUUGAGCGUAUGAACGAGAUUGCCAAGCGCAUAUACAAAAAGUGUGAUGACAUACAAGCGCAGAUAGAGACUUUCACGCGCCAGUACUUCGAAGCGGUCGAAGUGCAUCGCAAGACGUUACUGCAACAGGUGCAUCGCGCGCGCGAAUCCAAAGUGGAGAUGAUACUCGAGCAGCAGCUGGAUUUAGAAAAACGCAAUAACGAGUCCAUUCAGGCAUUACGCUUUGCUCAGGAGCUGACCGAAAAUGGUUCCGAUGUUGAAGUGCUCUCUUUUCUGAGUGUUUUGUUGAAACGAUUCGAAUACUGUCAGCAAUUUAAAAUGCCCGUCGAUCCAAAG